Molecule: messenger RNA, 2172 nt
Organism: Mya arenaria
Lineage: Eukaryota; Metazoa; Mollusca; Bivalvia; Myida; Myidae
Product: COMM domain-containing protein 9-like
Exons: 3
Coding region: 140-1894 (584 amino acids)
Molecular function (GO): protein binding
Source: RefSeq, a predicted model, not a curated record
CUCUCUUGAUGAGAAUGAUCCCACCUGGGCACAGCGAUGGCCGAAAAACUGAUUAACCGUUUAUUGCUUUGGCUGGGUUUUUUGUUGAGAACAUGGACCUUGGUUACGUCGAAGAAGUGAACACAGCCACAAUCAAACAAUGAAUCUGCAGCGGGAAGCGCUAAGCAAUGGCUUAGAGACUCUCCGGCUCUCAGGGCAGUACACAGACUUCACAAUUGUUGCUGACAACAUGAAGGUGUUUCCCUGUCACAAGGCGGUCCUCGCUGCCACCUCACCGUUCUUUCAAACGAUGUUCAGCAGCGAUAUGCAGGAAGCGAUGUCCAACUCAGCCAAUCUGCCCUUUACUGAAGAAACAACCGAACGCCUCCUGCAGUUCAUUUACACAGGACGCCGAGACGUCAUCAAGACUGAGUCAGUUCCAGAAUUAUUCCACGCUGCAAACUUUCUACAACUCAGCACGCUGUCUGUCGAAUGUGAAGAUUUUCUCUCUCGUGGCAUCAGCCCUGAAAUCAGUCUGGAAAUCUGGCAAAUUGCAAAGUUAUUUGAAAUACAUCAAAUAGCAGAGGCAGCUAAAUCAAUUGUUAUUCAGAAUUUUGGAAUGUUCAUCACGACUGAUGCGAUCGGGCAGGUUGCUUUUGGGCGGUUUAAAGAUUUGUUGGGUGAAGUAUUUCUCAAUUGCAGUGGAACUGUAAAGUGUACAGCGGGAUGGGUCUGGUUUAUUGCGCAGGAAGAACCAUCAGAGCAGGAUGCACGAUCAUUGAUAUCUGUUUUACUAAAGGCACAAAACGUGGAGAACAAGGAUAUUCUCGGUGCGACGUUGCAAACUGAUGAUAGCGAUUCAGCGUUGGGGAAUGUGAACAGCGACAUUGUUAAAGAAAGGAAAAGAAUGUGGGAUGGGGCGUGCGAGUUUUAUUUUAUCAAAGAGUCUCAGCCCACAAUCAUUACAGGUCAGAUGGGUGAAACUGGAAGAGUGUCCGAGCUUUGUGAGUGGUUAGUGGUGGUUGGAGGUGCAAAUCGUGAAAAGGGUAGUUUAACAGUCCUGAAUUAUAUGAAACAAAAUUGGUAUUCAGUAGAUAAUGCUCCUCCGACUGACCUUGGUUACAGAUACGCAAUAUGUGCGCGUGGCAGUUUGCUCUACCUCAGUGGAGGUACUAAGCCAAAACAGUUCUUGUUCUUUGACGAAGAACAAGGUCGUUGGGAAAGGCUUAAUGAUCUCCCUGUAGGUAGAGAGCAACAUACAAUGGUGACGGUUGGUCAAGAUAUCUUUGUGUUGUCAGGGAUUUCAAGAGAAGAACCAGAGGCGAACUGCAGCGUUUAUAAAUACAGCACUUCAACUAUGCAAUGGCAUAAGGACCAUGGCACUAUCUCCUUUUCUGUGGCAGGAGCAAGGUCUGUUGUUAUUCGAAGGAUAAUAUAUCUUCUUGGGGGUUGCGCUGUCUCGCAGAACUCCAGUAAACCAGCGAAUUUGCCAUGUGAUAAAAUCCAGUGUUUUGACACAUCCUCGUCGAUAAGUUGGAACUUUCAAAUAUCUUUGCCGGUACCUGCUAAGUGUAACACAUUUUCCGCUGUAGUUGUUAACGAUAUCACGUUUGUAGUCCAUAAAGGUGAAGUUUAUCAAAUUUGUGAAAAAACAAAGCAUGAAAAAGUAUGUGAAAAAGUAUGCAAAAUUCCUAACACGCCAAUGAAGGGUUUUGCCGUCGCGGCAUUCGGUGACAAGCUGGUUGUUUUUGGUGGGGAGGACGGAAACUUUGAGGAGACCAGGCGCGUGCUGCAGUUCGACACGAGCACAAACACAGCUGCAGAAUUACCAAUGAAGUUGCCAAUUGGAAUGAGCAACUUCUGUUAUACAAAAAUAAUGGUGCCCGAUUCCUGGUCAUUAACGGAGAUGUCAUGAGGCUUUAAAGUCUAAGAGUACACAUGUCUUAUGCCGAGUGAUAGCGUUGGUGUGAUAACUUAAAGUAUAAGCGUGCACUUGUCCUAUGCCACGGGCAGUGGUGACGUUUGUGCCGUUGUGUCACAACGGUGAUCAAAAUUAUCCGAGUACAAUUAACGUCAGAACCUCGAACUCGAUUAUAUUGAGGAGGUACAAUCAUACUACUACUGUAAUAUGUUUUUUAUCAGCAAAUAAUAAGGUUGAUAGCCAUUGAAAAUAUGUAUAUAUAUUAAAUUGUG